GCUCCUUGUUCACUGCCCUUGCCAACGACGACAACUACCACCAUAACCUCUCGUUUGCAGAGCAGAGCCAGAAGAACGCUACUGCUACGAGUAUGGCGUCAAGAGCAACCCUCGGUCGCUCGCUACUGCUAGCGAACGCGUCGCGCGUCGCUACACGCUCUUCCGCUCGCCUCGGAUGCAGAACAGCGACUACAGCUGGCCCUCCGUCGCCCAACGAUCCCUUCGCCAAUGGAACGAAUGCCUAUUUCGCCGAGGAGAUGUAUAGGCAGUGGAAGGAGGACCCGAAGUCGGUGCACUCCUCCUGGAGCGUGUAUUUCGCUGGCCUGGAGCGUGGUCUGCCCAGCGCAGAAGCGUUCCAGCCCCCGCCGAACCUAAUCACAUCGUCUCAUGGAACAUCGGGUCCAGUUCAGACGCAAGAUAGUGGGAAUCAGCUGGAUGAGCACUUGAAGGUGCAACUUCUCGUUCGCGCAUACCAAGUCCGGGGCCACCACAUCGCUAAGUUGGACCCUCUCGGCAUCUUGGACGCUGAUCUAGAUGGAAGUCGUCCCCCGGAUCUAGACCUCAGUCGGUAUGGUUUCACGGAGAAAGACAUGGACAAGGACAUCGCUCUUGGCCCUGGCAUCCUGCCCAACUUUGCUACCGGCGACCGAAAGACCAUGAAACUGAGCGAAAUCAUCAAGUUACUUGAACGUAUCUACUGCGGAGCGGUCGGCUUCCAGUACGCGCACAUUCCGGAUAGUGAGCAAGUGGAAUGGAUCAGGGACCGCGUCGAGCUUCCCAAACCGUGGAACUAUACCGUCGAGGAGAAGCGGAUGAUUCUAGACAGGCUGGUCUGGUCUUCAUCAUUCGAGAAGUUCAUCGCCAGCAAGUUCCCUAACGAAAAACGAUUCGGUCUUGAAGGCGGCGAAUCCCUUAUCCCCGGUCUGAAGGCAAUGAUUGAUAGGUCUGUUGACUAUGGCGUGAAGCACGUCACGAUAGGCAUGCCCCACCGCGGUCGCCUGAACGUUCUGGCCAACGUCAUCCGGAAGCCCGUCGAAGCCAUCCUCAACGAGUUCUCUGGAUCCACAGACACCGUGGACGGUUCCCCCGCCGGUGAUGUCAAGUACCAUCUCGGUGCUAACUAUGUCCGUCCCACACCCUCGGGCAAGAAAGUGUCGAUCGCGCUCGUUGCGAACCCCUCUCACCUGGAAGCCGAAGAUCCCGUCGUGCUCGGAAAGACCCACGCCAUCCAACAUAUCGAAGGCGACGAGAGGACACACAACACGGCAAUGGCGGUUCUCAUCCACGGUGAUGCGGCGUUUGCGGGACAAGGUGUCGUGUACGAAACAAUGGGCUUCCACAACCUUCCCAACUACGGUACCGGCGGAACCAUCCACGUCAUUGUGAAUAACCAGAUUGGGUUCACCACGGACCCUCGUUUUGCGCGGUCCACACCAUACCCUUCCGAUAUCGCCAAGAGCAUCGAUGCUCCUAUUUUCCACGUCAACGGUGAUAACGUCGAAGCUGUCAACUUCGUCUGCCAGCUCGCCGCGGAUUACCGCGCCAAGUUCAAGCGUGAUGUCGUAAUUGACAUCGUGUGCUACCGCAAGCACGGGCACAACGAGACGGACCAACCGAGCUUCACGCAGCCGCGAAUGUACGAGGCCAUCGAGAAACAGCCGACAACGCUUGAGGCAUACACCCAGUUCCUCGUCGGCCGCGGCACGUUCACAGAGAAGGACAUCGAAGAGCACAGGAAAUGGGUCUGGGGCAUGCUCGACAAGGCGGCGAGCGAGGCGAAGGACUACGUGCCCACGUCGCAGGAAUGGCUCUCCGCGUCGUGGCCCGGCUUCCCAUCGCCCAAAGAGCUUAAGGAGAUGAAGUUGCCCACACACGCCACCGGUGUAUCCGAGGACGUGCUCAAACGCAUUGGCAACGCCAUCUCGACGUGGCCCGACAAGUUUGCCCCGCACAAGAACCUUGCGCGUAUCCUCAUGCAGCGCGGUAAAACGGUCCAGGAGGGGAAGAAUAUUGACUGGGCGACGGCCGAGGCGCUCGCGUUCGGCUCCCUCGCGCUCGAGAAGGUGCACGUCCGCCUGUCCGGGCAGGACGUCGAACGCGGCACGUUCUCCCAGCGACACGCCAUCGUCCAUGAUCAGAAUAAUGAAGCGCAGUAUGUCCCGCUGAACGAACUUGGCUCAUCCCAGGCUCGCUUCACCGUCUGCAACUCGUCCCUAUCUGAGUUCGGCGCCCUCGGUUUUGAGCUCGGGUACUCGCUCGUCUCACCAAAUAACCUGACCAUCUGGGAGGCGCAAUUUGGCGACUUUGCUAAUAAUGCUCAGUGUAUCAUUGACCAGUUCAUCGCGGCUGGCGAGCGCAAGUGGCUUCAGCGCACUGGGCUUGUCAUGAGCUUGCCUCAUGGGUACGAUGGGCAGGGCCCGGAGCACUCAAGUGGGCGGAUAGAGCGUUUCUUACAGCUUUGUGACGACCACCCGCUGGUGUACCCGACGGUGGAGAAGUUGGAGAGACAGCACCAGGACUGUAACAUGCAGGUCGUUUACCCCACGACACCAGCGAACUACUUCCAUGUCCUCCGUCGCCAGAUCCAUCGCGACUUCCGCAAACCCCUCAUUCUCUUCUUCUCUAAGUCGCUCCUUCGCCACCCCCGCGCCCGCUCCGACCUCGCCGAAAUGGUCGGCGACAUACACUUCCAGCACUACAUUCCUGAACCGCACACAUCUUCGCUUGUCGCGCCCGAGAAGGUCCGACGACACAUCCUCUGCAGCGGGCAGGUGUACCACACGCUCUUGCAAGCACGUGAAGAGCGUGGAAUCGACGACGUCGCGAUCAGCCGACUCGAGCAGAUCUCGCCGUUCCCGUACGAGCAGAUCACCCCCCAUCUUGACAAGUACCCCAACGCAGAUCUGCUGUGGUGCCAGGAGGAGCCGCUGAAUAACGGCGCGUGGACAUAUGUCGGGCUCCGCCUCCAGACUGCGGCCAGCAAGACAGAACACCACAAGGGCAAGUUUCCGUUGUACGCCGGGCGCGACCCGACGAGCUCGGUUGCUACCGGUAGCAAGACGCGACACAAGAAGGAGAUCGAGACGUUCUUGAACAAGGCGUUUGCUUGAUUCGUCAGCCUUGCGCGAUGUAUUGAUAGGCUAUACCGUUUUGUACAUAUGUACUUUACGUGCAGGACCGAAAGGAAGGUCGUGCCUAUGAUGUAUACCACCUUGUUCCAUGU
Molecule: messenger RNA, 3223 nt
Organism: Coniophora puteana RWD-64-598 SS2
Lineage: Eukaryota; Fungi; Basidiomycota; Agaricomycetes; Boletales; Coniophoraceae
Product: 2-oxoglutarate dehydrogenase E1 component
Exons: 8
Coding region: 93-3110 (1005 amino acids)
Biological process (GO): tricarboxylic acid cycle
Cellular component (GO): mitochondrion; oxoglutarate dehydrogenase complex
Molecular function (GO): oxoglutarate dehydrogenase (succinyl-transferring) activity; thiamine pyrophosphate binding
Source: RefSeq, a predicted model, not a curated record